AUGUCCAACUACAAUGCCACACCACCACAGCCGAGGCCGGCAAGGUCGCGACCACCAAUUGGUUCUCCGGCCCCAGUAGCGCCACUCAAUCGCGCAACCACUUCAGGAGCACGUUCGUUUCACGACCCUAUAGUCUCCGAGCUCUGCUCACUCGAGACGUUUCAGAACAACUUCAACACAAAUGACUUCAUCGCUCAGCUCACGUCAAAGCUCGUCCAGCGGUCAAAAGCGGACCCAGGCCCCUUUAACCCGAAGCCUUUCAUUCGUACCUUCGAGGCUGCGCUAGACCAACUGGUGCAAACCAGAUCACAAGUUAAUGCACAGUGCCAGCAGCUUUCAUCCUCAGUGCAUGUUGCAGAGUCAGCAUACACCAAAAAGCUAGAUGAGCUCGGAAAGAACUUCGCCGCUGUCGGCAACUCGUUCACCAGCCUUGAAGACCGUAUUUCGGAAGUCGGCAGGACCGCUAUCCGUAUCGGCGAGCAGCUCGAGACCAUCGACAAGCAACGCAAUCGUGCGAGCGAGGCGCACGAUCUCAUCGAGUUCUACUACAUGUUUGCCCGUGGAGACACUUCGAAACUCGAGCGGCUACGGAAGGAAGGCGGUCGCGAGGGUCGGAUGAAGACGGCUGUCAUUGCACGGAGACUUGCUGCCAUCAGCCGCGAGGUCGACGUCGCCGGCAGUGACCAGACGCGUGAUGCUAUUGAUCGCUACUGUGAGCGUUUCGAGCGCGAUAUGCUCAAGCUUUUCGACAAGUUCUAUCGACGUUCUGAUCCUAAGAUGAUGUCACACAUCGCAAAGGUAUUGCAAGGGUUUAAUGGUGGAGCCAGUUGUGUUCAGAUUUACGUCAAUCAGCACGACUUCUUCAUCUCGAAAGAUCGCGUUGGAGAAGCGAACGGGAUCGAACUCAGUCAGAUUUGGGAGCAUAUGGCGGACCCAGAUCGACCUCCACCACAAUCCGAGCCGUCGCUCACGGCACUCUUCAACGAGAUUCGUCAAACUGUCGAGAUCGAGGCCCAGAUCAUCUCAGCCGUCUUUCCAAAUCCCCUCGUGGUCAUGCAGACUUUCCUACAGCGUGUGUUCGCACAGUCAGUCCAAGCUUUCGUUGAAGUGAUCAUGGACAAGUCGAUGCAGAUUCACGCUCCGUCUUUCGUCGGAGCUGGUGGAUCAAUUGACCCCAAGACAUCUGGUCUCGAGCCAAAUCCUACCAUACAGGCCAACGCUUCGCAAUCAACGGCAUCCCAUCUCGCUUUCUUGAGGGCAUUACAUAUGGCUCGGUCGAGUGCUUUGAGCCUCGUCAAUGACCUCAAGAUGUACGACUACCGAGGCGCUGGCAUUAUUGCGCCUUCCAAUACAAUACACGGGGCCAACGGCAAUAACGGCAGCAAUGGCGACAGCGUACUCUCGGAUUCUCUCACUCUUCUAGGCAGUGAUGCAGUUGCUGCAGCAGGUCAACUUGCAGGGGCCGCUGCAAGCCCCCUGGCUGCAAUGCUAGACCAAUCGGUCGAGGAGCUCUUCGUGCCAUACAUGGAAGGCAUUCGCUACAUAGACAGGGAGUCGCGCAGCUUGGCGGAUAUGUAUGCGGGCUUAUUGUCAAAGUACAUCGCAUUCCAUCGGGCAGCUGCCAUAGCCAAAAAGGACAAAGGCACCGGCAAUACCAUCUUCAAUCGCAUGCGCAACCAGAUCUCGGCUCCGUCCGAUGCCUCUUCGUCUACAUCUAGCCUCGCAUCAGGCUCCACGGCCACCAAUGCAAGUACAUCCGCAAGCUCGUCCGCUACCAACCCAUCAAAAACGUCAUUCUUCAAGCUCUCCAAUCUGGCGGAUCGCGUUCGUGGUACACACAACGCAGCGCCUGGCAGCAACACCGCAGCACCUAUGUCAACAGAGCCCAGCUUGGACGGUAGCCAAGGCUCGGCCGGUGCACAAGGGCAUGAGGAGAUUGACGAUGAUGACGGUGAACUGUCGCUUGACGUUGCAGAGAAGAUGUUGCGCUGGCACGCCGAAUCUAUUGGGCGAUGUGUCGAUCUCAGCUCGGCCUCUGAGGUGCCGAAAGCCACCUUUGCGCUUCUGCGUGUCCUCACCUCUGCAUACAUCAAGACAUACGUUGAGACAACCCUUGACUCAGCCUUGGCUGCUGUCAGCGCACAAGACAUCCGCGGACAGACCAUGCCCGACCCAUCAGCCGCCAUGUCGCUUGUGCGCACUGUCGAGCUGAUCAUAUCGCUCUGGCAGCACUACGUCAACACAGCUUUGCUUCCUCUUGCCAGCACAAGCGUUACGUUACGCAGAGAAAUGAUGAUCUUCAACAAUCACAACUUGCUCCGCGUGGAGGGCAAGUGUGACGCACUGAUGCAGAAGAUUGCCGACAACGUAGUCGGGUUCUUGUCGAACCGCCUCGCGACGCAAAAGAAGAAUGACUUCACGCCUAAAAACGAUGAUCUCGCGUUUGCGCGCCAGAACACGGAACCGUGCGUGGCGUGCUCAGAGGCCCUGGAGAGGGUACAGCAGGCGGCGCGUGCGGACCUCAGCCUGUCAACAAGCAGGACGGUGACUUCGGCGAGCGGCAACGUCAACAUUCGUGGUUCGCCGGCUACCCGAGCAAUCCGAGGGACUGCAUCUGUGGAUGGCAGCGACGGGUCAGGUACACGUGUCAGCUGGGCUGAUGGCGAUGCUCUUGGUGAUGCAGGAGCUAAUGACGACGACGAUGAUGACGAACAACACCAACGAAACAACCUUUCACGCAAUGCCGAAGCGUUUCUUACCGAGAUCGGAGUCGCCUUUCACGGUCUUUUGCUCGAGCACCUGCGCAGGUACACAGUCAGUGCAGCAGGUGGGAUCAUGCUGACCAAGGAUCUCGCUAUGUACCAGGACGCCAUCGGCACUUUCGGCAUCCCAAUACUCUCGGAUCGAUUCGAAAUGCUGCGUCAACUGGGCAACCUUUUUAUUGUCCAAGCAUCCGUGCUCAAAUCUUAUAUGCGCGAAGGACAUCUGGCCAAGAUCGAAGAGCGUUUGCUCCGACCAUACUUGCUUCGAAGAGCAGACUACGCGAAAGAGGUGCGAGAUCUGGAUGAUGGGCCCGCGUCAACGACACCAACGAGCGUUACGGCGGCUAAUAAUUUAUUCGGUGCAGGAGGCGACAUGUUCGCGACAGCACCAGGUGGUGGAAAGGAUCUCUUUGGACACAUCCCAGGGCUCAUUAAUGGUGGUGGUGGUGGUGGUGGUGUACACGCUAGUUCCGGAGGAGGGACUGCGUUACGUUCGACAGGAGCAGGAGGGGCGGGAAAGACAACAGAAGAGUUGAGGCUGCAAAGGUUAGCUGAUGUGUUGGGGCAUUUGGAGAAAUUCAGCCUCGGUGCGACGACUGCUGGUGCCAAACAGGGCACAGGGAAGGCCUGA
Molecule: messenger RNA, 3393 nt
Organism: Ustilago hordei
Lineage: Eukaryota; Fungi; Basidiomycota; Ustilaginomycetes; Ustilaginales; Ustilaginaceae
Product: related to exocyst complex 100 kDa component
Exons: 1
Coding region: 1-3393 (1130 amino acids)
Biological process (GO): Golgi to plasma membrane transport; exocytosis
Cellular component (GO): cytoplasm; exocyst
Source: RefSeq, a predicted model, not a curated record